Oppiella nova is the source of this 298-nucleotide messenger RNA. The record is from the annotation of a GenBank genome assembly. Lineage: Eukaryota; Metazoa; Arthropoda; Arachnida; Sarcoptiformes; Oppiidae.
ACUGCUUUCAUCGCACUUCUGGACACUGGAACAGAGACAGACAUUUCAGACGAUGCACCACAAGAAGCAAUUGUAUCACUUCAGACCAGUCUUCAGAUGCAUUCAAAGCAGACUCCCUUUUGUGACAUCCGAAGACAAUCUCCGCGAGAAGUGUGGCCUCGUAUUCGCUGCGCUCGGGAGCGGCACUCAUCCCAGUGUUGACCACAUAUUAGACAUGAAACCGGUGUUCAGAGACAAACCAUACGCAAUGCAAUACUUAAAGUCCAAACAUUUGAGUUGUGUCGGAUGUACGGUUUGA